This is a messenger RNA of Notolabrus celidotus (New Zealand spotty), 2875 nucleotides long. Its product is annotated as zinc finger protein 883-like. The transcript is spliced from 4 exons. NCBI's taxonomy places the organism in Eukaryota, Metazoa, Chordata, Actinopteri, Labriformes, Labridae. The coding region runs from base 88 to 1872 and encodes 594 amino acids. The record is from RefSeq and is a predicted model, not a curated record.
GUAGGAGAAAUACCACGAAGAAGAAAACAGGAAAACAAGAAAAACUUCAAAAAAUCAGAAAUAAAGAUUUAAAUUCAGGAGAGAACCAUGCCGUUACUCACCAACAUGUCGAGCUUGGAGGAAUUUGAGGGUGAAAUCUCUGCUGUGAUGGAGACCGUGUUGGAGUCUGCUGUGAAGGAGCUCCGGAGACUUCUGGAGCUUUGCUCAGCUAACGCUGAAAACACAGCCGAGAAGGAGCGCUCCAAAUCAGCUUCAAUGAAGAUGUCAACGGGGGAGAAGAACCAAGAGCAGGAGAGACAACAAGAGACAGUUACCGAUGAGUUAACGGACCAGUUUGCAGCCCUCAUGGCAGCGUGGACCAAAGGAGCAGUAGAGAAGAUCCUGAUGAUGUUGACAGUGUCUCUGCAUGAAGCUGAGGACGGCCCUGCUGCAGAGCAGAGGGCCGGGCUGAAUGAUGGAGCCAAACAGAGUGUGAAAGCAAAGGCUACAAAAACUGGAUGUGCUGCCCGACCCAUGAAGCGAUUGAGAAGCUCUUUGGGAGAACACAAAUCAGCUCCAACACAGGAGAGUGACCACGCAUAUCACAGAGCUGAAGCAGCCACAGAGGAGAGUAACUCUGGGUCUCUGUCUGAACCUGAAGCGGUCCUCACAGAGCAGAGCUCAGUGUUGGACUCCGGUGGAAGAGCAGAUGUUGCCCUGGGUGAGUGUGUCCAGACUUCACCCAACACAUCCAAAAACAAGAAGCCUACAGGCCCGUUUAAAUGCCCAUCCUGUGACAAGCUGUUCACUCUGAAGUGUAUGAUGGAAAGACACUACCUGAUUCACUCCAAACCUCACCUCUGCUCUGAGUGCGGGAAACGUUUCUCUGUGCUGCGAGGACUUCACGCACACUCAAGACGCCACACCGGAGAGAAGCUUCACAAGUGUUCAGAGUGUGGGACGGAGUUCGCGCACAAGUCAACCUAUGUCAGACACAUGCGUCGUCACAGCCUGGUCAAACCACACACACACACGUGCACACUGUGUGAGAACAAGUUCAUCGGGGUUUUGGCGCUGCAGCGGCACAGGUGCAGCGCCUUAAAGAAGACCUUUAUCUGCUCGCUUUGUCCAGAGACGUUCGAGUGCAGGCAGAGUUUGGCGGAUCAUGAGAAUCUGCACUCAGGUAGCCGAGACUUUGUUUGUGAAAUGUGUGGAGACAGUUUCUUCUCCUCCUCGUCCCUGUCCACUCAUCGAGUGACUCACAUGCAGAAGAAAAACUGCUGCGACACGCUUGGUUUUGGAAGCAGUGACUUGAGCGUCCUCAGAAGCCACCUGAGCAAACACACCGGAGAGAAACUCUUCUCCUGUGAGGUGUGCGGUAAAGGCUGCAGCCACCGGAGCGCCCUGAAGCAUCACAUGCUGACCCACACGGGAGAGAGGCCGUACGUCUGUGAGACCUGUGGCAAACGCUGCGGCCACGCCAGUGCGCUCCAGAACCACAUGAGGAUUCACACCGGGAAGAAACCAGGCCUGCAACCGGUCUGUGACAUCUGCGGCAAAAAAUUCAGACGCACGGUCAACCUGAAAUAUCACAUGAGCAUCCACACGGGGGUGAAACCGUACGCCUGCGAUCAGUGUGAUAAAACCUUCAGCAACCCGAGCAACAUGAAGCUGCACGCCAUGAUUCACACGAGGGUGAAGAUGUACGGCUGCAACGUCUGCGGUCGGAGGUUCAAUCAGGCGAGCGGCCUCAAGCAGCACAGACGGGUCCACACGGGGGAGUGGCGCUACAGCUGCCAGGUGUGUGGGAAGGGAUACAUGAACAGUGGGGACUUCAGGAGACAUCAGGGGGAACACCUGCUACAGGAAGGACAGACUGAGACGCUGCAGUGAAAUCAGACACAUUUAACUUAAAGGUGACAUAUUAUGCUCUUUUUUUUAUCAAAAUAUAUUGGUCUAAGAGGUCCCCAAGACAUGUCUUCAAAGUUUAUUGCUCAAAAAAACACUUCAAAUCAGAUUUUGGUAUGCCUGUAAACCCCUCUUUUUCAGCCCUGCUCAGAACGGGCAGUUUUCUGUGUCUGUGCCUUUAAAUGAGAAUGAGCUCUCUGACCACGCCCCCUCAGGAAGUGGAUGUGGCCUCGGCUCUCCAGCACAUUGAUCUAAUGUUUACAUGUUGGCUGAAUAUACAUGGCUGCUCACAGACCCGCGUUACUUCAACCCUCUGAAUCUGAUCCAGAAUCUGAUCGUGACGGAGAGGCGCCUGCAGCAGCACCUUUCUGGACUAUUGGUCACAGAUGUUGUGUUUCUUGUUGUUUUAUUUGCCAGCAUAUCAACAUGUGUCUUGGUACACAGCUACAAACAUGUAGCUAUAUGGCUAUGCUAACUAGCGCUAACACUUUUCCAUGAAAAAUAAAAAUCAUCCACUAGAUCUUUAAAUCUGCAGAUGUGGGGAGUAAAACCGACCUUUGUGUUUAUUGAGACAGCCUACAACUAGCAUGCCUCCCUCCUAAGCUCCUUGUUAGCACACAUGUGUGCAGGUAAUGUAAAACGGAGGAGGGGUUGAGUUGUAUUUUAUACAGUCUACGGGCUGAACAAGCUCCGAGCUAUGACCUUUAAAAACAUUUGGAUUGAAGGAAUACGGUUCUCUUUGUGGACGGACUAGUAGGAGCAGUGAGGUCCAGCUCAAAGACAAACUGUUUGAACUGUGUUUUUACUGGUUUAUCAGGCAUCAUAACUCCUGAACAAUAAUCUCAUUCUAACUAAAGUAACUGUCAUCAUAACAAUUAAUCUUUUAACCCUGUAAAGACUGAACCAUCAAAUAAUUGUCAGAAAAUUCUUAUUCUUCGAAAAUGGAGUGUUUAUUGGACAUUCUGACUAAUAAAAAAAAGAAAUGAAA